Onthophagus taurus is the source of this 1371-nucleotide messenger RNA. RefSeq lists its product as uncharacterized. The record is from RefSeq and is a predicted model, not a curated record. NCBI's taxonomy places the organism in Eukaryota, Metazoa, Arthropoda, Insecta, Coleoptera, Scarabaeidae.
UCAAUUCAAAUGGCUUUGAAGAAUUUUAAAUACAACAUGCUCUUUAAAGAGUUGGUCGGACAAGGAUUACUCUUGGAAGAAUUGGAUGAUUACACAAAAACAGUUUUAAUGCACUUUAAGCAACAACAUUCACGAAAUGCAUCUAAUAUUGAAGCUUCGAUUGAUAUACAAUUGGCAAAAGGCAAUAAGUUGGUGGAACAUGCCGUUAAUGAUAACAUUACAAGAGAAGUUUUAAAAACUUUUUUAAGUAAAACGAUGGAUAUUGAAGAUAUUUUACAAAAAAUCGCCCAAGAAGAGGAAAAAAGGGAUUUAUUAAUUGAUAAAUUUGAUCAACUUGUAAGUGGUUUCGAGGAAAGAUUACAAUCCCUUGAUGAUCAAUUUAGUUUAGAAAACCUAAAUCAGGAACUAUUCGAAUGCUCCACCGAAAAUGAAAUAAAAACAGCUAUAGAUUCCCAAUUAAAGCGUUUAGAUGAUGAUGCUCAAUAUUUGGAGCAAAUCCAAAUCGAAAUUCCUAAUUAUGAGAACUUAAAAAUCAACCGAAACAAUCUUUUAACAAAUAACACUUUGUUACAAGAGAAAGAAAAACAAUUUAAAGUCUUAAAGGAAGCGUUAAGCCAAAUGAAAUUAAGGUUAAAGGAUUUUUAAGUUUACAUUUAAUUAAUAAUAAGUUAAUUCUAUUUAUUUUUAUUUAAUUUAAACAAUUUAAUUUGCGUUUAUGAGCGCCAUCUAUACAUAACGAAUCUAAGUUUAUUCGACGAAUCAAUCAUUUAAUUCUUAUUUUUUGAAAUAAAUUUUGAAUUAAUUCUAAUUAAAAUUUAACUAAUUAAUUUCAAUCAACUUUAUUAAAUUAAUUUGUAAUUAUUAAAUAAUGAUAAAAAAUUAAAUAAAAUAAUUGCGCCAUCUAUAUCAUAAAAAUUGAAUACUUUGACAACUAACUAUAAAAAAAGUGAGGUUAAUUAUAUUCAACCUUGUUUUUCUCGUUUUCCUGUAACAUUUUUAUCACACUUCACUCAUCCCCUUCUCCAACUCGUCGCACUACUAUCUCAAUAAUCAACGGUCAAUCAAACAAAUUAUCAGAUGAAAUAAAUUUUCGACGGGUUUGAAACUUUACUAUUCCUUAUUCUCUCUGUGUCUUUCUAAAUAAACAUUUUUGGUGGUGUUACAUCGAAAUUAUCGCGAUUUAUACAUCGAAUCCGUAUAAAAUUGCGCAUUUGUUGUUGUAAUUAGCAAGUAUAAGUAGCGGGAAGGGGGCAAAGUACGACCGAAAGUCGUCGUUUUACUUUAUAAAAAGUACAGUGCGGAACGGUGAUUGUGUAUUUUUCAUUCAAGUUUCGGGGGCUACGUGACGGCCUCAACAAUAAUAAUGGCCGG